Molecule: messenger RNA, 4863 nt
Organism: Peronospora matthiolae
Lineage: Eukaryota; Oomycota; Peronosporomycetes; Peronosporales; Peronosporaceae
Source: the annotation of a GenBank genome assembly
AUGUCGAGCACAAUGGGGACUCAGGUCGAGGCCGUGGCGUCCCAUGCCAGCCCAGCGGUCAGCGAGGAAUGGGACAAGAGACUGCGCGUGAUUCAUGUUGACCGAAGGAAGCUCUUGAAUCGAGCAAAUGAUGUGCAGCGUCGGCGCCGGCGCCGCGAAGAGCGCGGGGCAAGUAGUCGGCUCCUGUCGUGGCUAGUUGAUCGUGGUCUUCAGAGUCCACCAGUCGACGCUGUGGAAUUGCCUUCGCCUUUUGCCAGCAAUAUUGUGGUCAGUGCCAAGUACAGGGUAUGGAAUUUUGCACCGCGCGUGCUCCUGGCGCAGCUGCAGCGUCCUUCGAACGUGUACUUCCUGUUUAUCGCGUUUCUCCAGACGAUUCGAGAAGUCAGUAACACACGCGGCAUCCCGACGAUUCUUUUGCCGUUGGCAGUGGUUUUUGUAUGUAGUGCCAUUAAAGAGGCACUGGAAGAUCGAGAGCGUCAUCGAGCAGACCGUGUGACGAACAGUCGACCGGUACUGACGCUCAGUCCUUUUGGUCGAUGGGAACAGCGGCAGUGGGGGGAUUUACAAGUCGGAGAUAUUGUCAAGGUGAUGAAAGACGAGACGAUUCCGGCAGAUUUGUUUCUACUGUCAGCAGAAGCAGUGGAACACGACGACGACGGCAACGACAAAAGACAAUCAAUACGAACGCAGGAUCCUUUGACUUUGGAAGGAGUUGAGUCUUUGAAGGACUCGAAAAGUCGAAAAAGUCUUGCACAGGAUCCUUUGGAACGUCUUGUAGCUGUAAAGAUUGAUGAGGAUGAAGCAUACAGGUCAGCGCUGCCAAAGGAGGGGACAGCAGAGACUAAUCUAGCGUACAUUGAGACUAAGUCACUGGACGGUGAGACGAACCUGAAGAUCCGUACGGCUAUUCCGUUGAUGACUGCCCUAUGUCGGCGAUCAAGUAAUAGUCGUCAAAUUGUUGAUGGAGGUGGACACAACGGGCUGUGCGGUACACUGAUGUGCGAGCAGCCAAACAACCGAAUCUCUAGCUUCGAAGGUACUUUUUCGGCCGUAUUGAGCCCUGCCCAAGUGCAUAUGCUGGGUGUAGACGAAGGCGAUACAAAGAAUGCUAUUUGCUCGUUACAACCAGUAGCUCAAAGACAUCCUACUGCCGGUCUUUUGCAGACCGAAACAAACGAGGACGGCUCCGUGUGCGUGCGCAUGCCAGUUACAGCGAAGCAGAUAAUGCUCCGGAGCUGUGUGCUUCGGAACACGGGCUCGGUGACAGGCUUGGUGGUGUUUACUGGACACGAAACUAAGGUGUUUUGCAGCAACACCGAGCCCGUGGUGAAGACCUCAUCAGUCGAGAGACGAUUGAAUCGGCUCAUUGUCGGUAUUGUUUUUAUCCAGCAGCUCAUUUGUUUUCUGGGUGCACUGCUCGGUGCUCGCUGGACGCAUACAAAUGGAGACUCGCCCUGGUAUCUUUUCAGUGCAGUUGAGCGGCGACAUCACGAUCUUACUGAAUCUGCUCCUGACCCUCUGGCUGAGCUCGCGAAGUUGCACCUGCGGUACUUCAUCAUCAUGCAAAACUUUGUCCCUAUAUCGCUGAAUGUAUCACUGGAGUUUGUCAAGUACUGGCAAGCGUACUUUAUUGAGCAGGACCUCGAGAUGUACGACAAGCCUUCUAAUACGCCGGCUAUAGUUCGGUCCUCGGCACUCAAUGAAGAUCUUGGCCGCGUGCAUCAUGUCUUUACAGACAAGACUGGUACCCUCACGAUGAACCUCAUGCUUUUUCGUUACUGUAUGGUGGGUGGAAAGCAUUACGGUGGUCAGAUGGACGACAAAGGUAUGGUGGCGGAUGCUCCCAGUGAAACAUCGUCGAUAACGGGUGGUGCCUCGAAAGAUGGUCCCAGGUACGUAGAUUUCGACCCUACCGAACUCUUUGCUGAUAUUCGUGCGGGAGGCGAGCAGGCAGAAACUCUUCGGCACUUUUUACGGCAUCUGGCAUUGUGCCAUACGCUAAUUCCGACUAAAUCUCUCGCAGAAAUGUGCAGAACGCCCUUUCCGGAAUACUCUGCAUCGUCACCUGACGAGCAAGCAUUGGUGUCUGCCGCGGCAUUCUGCAACGUGCGCUUUGUGCACAGAACUCCUGAUGCCCUAAUGCUGCUGGAACCGGGAUUGGUAGCACCUUGCCAAUACAAAUUACUGAACGUGCUCGAGUUUGAUAGCGAUCGCAAGCGCAUGACAGUGAUUGUAGAAACUCCCGAUGGAGCGAUUGAACUCCUUUGCAAAGGCGCAGACAAUGUCAUUUUCGAGCGCCUUGCUGUCGAUUACGCGACAUUGCGCGGUCGCACGGCCCACGAGCGAGCGGUCGAUCAACUUACUCUGUAUGCAAAAUCUGGAAUGCGUACACUUUGCCUCGCGUAUAGAGCCAUCGAUCGCUGUGAGUAUGAUGACUGGAAUGCUCGUUUUACACAGGCGCAUACUUCCAUGGAGGAGCUAGUGAAGCGGCGCCAAGGUCGUCCGAAUGCAAUUGACCCACUCAUGAACGAAGUGGAGCGCGACUUAGUACUCUUGGGAAUCACAGCUAUCCAAGACAAACUACAGGCUGGUGUGCCUGCGACGCUACGUCUCCUGCAAGAGACGAACAUUAAGGUUUGGACACUGACUGGUGACAAGAUGGAGACGGCUGUGAACAUUGGGUACGCCAGUGCGCUUCUUUCUCACGAUAUGGACGUACACCGAAUCGGCGGGGGCGACCCCACGUCGGCUGCUGCUGCACUACAAGAGUUAGCUGGGCGUUCAGAUCUCGGGCCAUUAUCGCGUCAUCAAUCGCCGUUCAUGGCCGCGUCGUAUGAUACUGAUCUAGGAGCCGAUGAAGUAUCAAGUACUCAGCGUCACCUUCGUGAUAGUCCACGUCAAACUCCAACCGACUCAAGCAGCUUUUUGGGCUACGCGAAAAUGUUACUGAACAAGUCACUUUGUAGUGCGCCGACGGACAAAAAGACAAAGCACCGGCGGAAGCGAAGCCGAAUGCGUCGAGCAUCAACGACUUCUUUUGCGCUUGGCGGACGCUCGAUGUAUUCAUCAGUCGCAACUGACGCAGAGGUCGCUGACACGUUUGUAUCGGAUGAACAGUCAUUGUACGACGUUGCGAUUGAGGCUGAUAACGAAACGAUUCAUACACCUGAAUAUGGAUCUCUCGCUGCCAACGUGCAAAGUAAAAAUGGUCGCCGGAACAGACUCGCCCCGCAAAAGCUAGCACUUGUGAUCGACGGACAGGCUCUUGACUUUGUUCUUCGCCCUCCGUUGCGUAGCCUGUUUUACCAAGUUACGCGGCAGUGCGCGUCAGCAGUAAUUUGCUGCCGCGUUUCUCCCAAGCAAAAGGCUGACAUCGUCAAGUUUGUACGCGAAUUCGAGCCCGAGAGCGUGACGCUUGCCAUCGGAGACGGAGCGAAUGACGUGGCAAUGAUCCAAGAAGCCCAUAUCGGUGUAGGUAUAUCUGGCCAGGAAGGAGCCCAGGCUGUGAAUGCGUCGGACUAUGCACUGGCACAAUUCCGCUUCUUGCAGCGACUUCUGUUUGUGCACGGCCGGUGGGCCUACCGACGAGUGGCCAAACUUAUGAGCUAUAUGCUUUACAAGAACGUGACAUAUGUGCUCACUACCUUCUGGUUUGGAUGCUUUUGCGGGUUUUCAGGUCAGCCGCUUAUCCUGGAUGCAGCUGCACAAAGCUUCAAUGUGCUCUACACAAGUGUACCAUUGGUGCUUUUUGCUGUCUUCGACCAAGACAUAUCGUCGUUGAGUGCCUCCAAGUUUCCGUACCUAUACACGCUUGGCCAGAAAAACGUGUUGCUGGCACGUCGCGUGUUCUGGCCGUGGAUAUUGAAUGGUGUUUGGCAUUCUAUCGUAAUCUUCUUCGUCUCUGUUUGGGCGUUUGCGGGUUUCGGUCCAAGCACCCGCGAUUUUCCUGUCAUUGCAACGGAGACAGGAAAAGAUGGUGGGCUGGUCACCGUGGGAUUUGUGGUGUUUACAAAUCUUGUGGUUGUUGUCAACGCGAAGCUGUGUCUCGAAACGUUCAUGUUGACGUGGCAGUUCCUUUGUACAGUAAUCGCGUCCGUGCUUUUAUGGUUUGGAGUUGGAUUCGUGAUUUCGCUGCCAAGCACUGGAUUUCCACAAGCUACUGGCGAAAUGGAGUACCUCCAAAAAACACCGACCUUCUGGCUCGUGUGUUUCCUUGUGUUGUCACUGAGCCUUUCGAGAGACGGUCUCUGGAAAGUCAUGCGCCGGUUUCUACUGCCCUCCAUGCAUCACAUUCUCCAGGAACGAGAGUUCAUGGGCUUACCGAACUCGCCCCGGAGCAUGCUGCUCGAGCUCCGUCGAUCGACGUCGGAUGCGGUAAGGUCUGAUGUGCCACGGGCGACCAGACCGGACGAAAGUCUGAUGCGGUCAUCCCCGCUUGGUGAGAGGUUGAUCGCAUCCCCUUUUUCCGAACAAUCCGGUGACAGGGACACGAUUGGCCUCGAUCAUGCUGCAGGACAGUUUCAGGUCCGAGAAAAGAAGAAGCGCAACCUACGCAUUCGUGGAACACUCUGUGCCGCUGGUAGCGAUGGCCGCUUGAACGCUGGAGUGGAGCCGUCGUUUUUGGCAUCUCCUGGAUGUGUUGCUGCGUCCUUCACGGCGGCUGCAGCUAAUGGAUCUCGUCCAUCAUUCAGUGCAGGUCAUGGAUAUUCGUAUCAUGGCUACGCAUUUUCGGAGGACGAGAAUGUGGAUAGUGGUGUCGAGGCAGCGUCUUCUACAAGCGACGUCGACCCUGCCAAGUCAUUGGGGGCGCAUGCGUCGAUCAAGAAAGUUCUCAAGUCGGUUCGUGGUAGAAAAAAUGCAUGA